AUUUGUUGUAAUCUGAGGUACUGACCUUUUAUGUCCUUUUCUUUCCAGAUUCCUGGUGUUGUAUUCGCCAUGUUACUUUUGUUUAUAUUUUCUAGUAAAAAAUCUUGAACAAUGAAAAUGUCACAUCAGGUAACCCUUGAAUCUAACAGCGAUUCUAUUUCAACAAAGCAUACUGAUAACACUAAUAGUUGCUAUUAUGAUGAACAGAGCUGCAUUGACAAGGUAGAGGAGAAUAAAAAGGAGAUCCAUGGGAAUGAGUGGGAAGAGUUAGGAGAAAGUAAAACAUACAGUCUCAUACAGAGCAUGCUUAUGACAGAGUCACCUUCCUGGCUUGCAGAAUCAACUCUUUUUCGAAAGCCAGUUUUGGAAAAUAGUGAUAUUUUACACCAUUAUCUAACAGGUGAAAAUGAAUACAAUUUAUCAAACAAACAAUUCACAGACCAACCUUUGAUCGAAACAACGUUGGAAGAUAAGACAAGAAGCUAUGUAAAUCUCGCGGGUCUGGGCUCGAUCAACUCAGAUAAUAAGAUCAGCUUAAGUAACCAGCUGGUUGAGGAAAAACCUUUGAGUGCUUUUCGUGGAUUCUUUGAUAAAUGUUUGGGCAAGAUUUUUGGCAAAGGUAAUAUUAAAGCUAAUAAAUCACAGCAAACCUUUGAUGUAAGUAACAGAGUUGAAGAGUCUGAAGCGAGUGAUAUAAGUGACAAUCCUAUCUUCAGUCUUGACCUUGAUUCCAACACUUACACAAAUUUUUCCAACCUGAGUUUAAGUUCCAGGGUGGACGUGCCAAACGACUUUGAGUCCUUUGUUUCUGAUGAUCAAUGGCUUUUCAACGUUGUUUCGGCACAAAAAUUCAAAUACCUCUGCACCAAUUGCUCAAAACAUUGUUGGGAGGAGUCUGGAAAAGUACCAAAUCUUCUGUAGUUUUUUGCAUUAAAUGCUACGUUUUUUACAAAACCAGAAUACAUAUACCGUUUAUUUCGUUCUCUUGAAUCUUGUGUUUAGUAUCUCGCUUAU
Molecule: messenger RNA, 1014 nt
Organism: Pichia membranifaciens NRRL Y-2026
Lineage: Eukaryota; Fungi; Ascomycota; Pichiomycetes; Pichiales; Pichiaceae
Exons: 1
Coding region: 112-921 (269 amino acids)
Source: RefSeq, a predicted model, not a curated record